This is a messenger RNA of Pseudomyrmex gracilis, 2529 nucleotides long. RefSeq lists its product as uncharacterized. The transcript is spliced from 5 exons. The record is from RefSeq and is a predicted model, not a curated record. The coding region runs from base 311 to 1306 and encodes 331 amino acids. NCBI's taxonomy places the organism in Eukaryota, Metazoa, Arthropoda, Insecta, Hymenoptera, Formicidae.
CCUUCGCCGUAGAACGAUCUUCGUGUCUGGAUCGACUUAGUCCGGAUAUCUUCUAUAUUGAUCGAUAAGAUUUGAGAUUUUCAUAGAAAAAGAAAAGAGAAAAGAAAAAAAAAAAACUUUAAUUGGCGCUGAAUUUUCUUUUCGUCUUGCGGUCUAUAUACGCGGACUUCGCGUAAUGAUUCUUACGAACCGAUGUGCAAAAUCGGAAGAGACGUGAGGUUCAAGGAACGAGAAUGAGGACGAUCUUGCACGUGCAUCGCAGUCACUGUAUCAAAUACUUCGGGGAAUAAAUACGACGUGUCGGGUAAUCAUGUGGAAGUGUUGGAUCCUGUUUCUAUGCUUCGCAGGUUUAUCCACAGCUGUUUGGGACUCGCAAAAUUUCGGAGCUAACUCCCGAGCGAGGAAUCAAUCUACGGCAGUGCGUCAGCACGAACCUGUGAGACGAUUUGCAUGUCCGGUAGGAUUCUUUCGACUGAAACGAUUUUGCUACUACUUGAGCGCGGGCACCGCACCUUGGAGAGAAGCGUACUUCCAUUGCAAAGACAGAAACGCAACUCUGGCUAUAUUAGACAGAAAUGGAAAGGACAAGAUACUGAGAAAGUAUUUGAUGGGAGAACAAUUCACAAAACUGGAGCGAUGGAUCGGUGGAAUUUUUAACUGGCAACAAAUGGCCUGGGAAUGGGGUGUGACAGGUGAGAAAAUGGUCUUUCAGAGUUUCGGCAAAGCCGAGACCGAGAAAUCGGAGAAGUACGCCUGGCAUUGUGUCAUAAUGGAUCCCGCAUUCAAAUACAAGUGGAGUGCGAGAAGUUGUGUCGAACGGAAGUAUUACAUAUGCGAAGUACCAGCUGGCCGUAUAGUCAGGAGACGCAAGAAAUCUGACAUUUCUGCACCGCAAAACCAAAGAUUAAAGCCCAGAAAGAAGGGCAAGAAAUUUUCGGAUGAUCAGAAAAAAUUAGACGGAAGAAAAAAAAGCCAAACUUGGAGAAGAAAUUGGACGGACCAAAGAGCGAACCAGCAGUGGGCUCACGGUGUCAAAUUGGGGUCACGACCGCCUUCUAACAUCAAAGUCACGGAGCCCAGAGAACGUGCGCGACAUCAGACCUUACGUUCAAACAGAACCCGCUUGCAACAACCUCCUGUGGUCAGGGUUGCUCAAGUGUUACCCCAAAGACGAAAAUACGACGUUUUUCCGGACGGCGGAUCUAACAACCAUCAACCUCAGAAUUUGGCGGAUAUGAAUGUUCUAUCGCAGUUCCACAGUAAAAUAAAUGAUUUAGCACAAGAGGAAGUUUUACUCAAGCCUUGAGAGAAAAGUUACGUCUAAGCUAAGAGAAGAAUUUAGGUUUCAUCAAACAAUUAGUUACGGCUGCGGCCACAAAGCUGCUCUGACAUGACACACGCCGCUAAAAACAAGUAUUAAAACGUAAAAAAGUUUCGUUAUCACGAAACUUUCAAAGAAAAACUAUUAAUGCCAUUUUACACUGUAACAUACAUAUUAUAAUUACGGUUUGCUAUUAUAUUAACAAAUUUUGUAUAACACACCUUGCGAUCGACGACGCCGUGCGUGGAAUACAUAUGUAUCUCUCUUCGUCCCGACCAACGAGUUGGAAAUUUAUAUUUUUGCGACAUUUAUAUUGUGCGGCACAAGCAGCCAUUCACUUUGGUUUAAUUGAAAAACAUCGUUUAAAAAAAUCGAUGAAUAUAUUUUAUAUGAUCGUAUUUUUAUUAUAAAUGUAUUAUUACAACAUAAAAAAGUUUUUUCCCUUUCUCUAAUCGUUCUGUGAUCUUGUAUUCUCUUUUCUUCCAAGAAAAACACUUUGCAAAAUAUUAUAUUGUUAUAACAAACUUUUACAAUAACAGAAAAUGUCAAAAGUAUUAUUUCUGUUGCAAAAAACUCUUUGCUAUGUGAUCGAUCUAAAUGAGAUUCGACGAAACAUGAUAAAAUCAAUCGGAUCUUAUGUAAUAGACCUCGUUCGGUAUUGCCUGACAUUGCGCGCGCGCAAAGAUUUGAGACAUAAUAAAUAGAAGAAUUGUGUGGUGCAACACAUAGGUAAUAUACAUCGAUGUAUAUUAACUAACGCUUGUCUCAAUAGCUUUUUUUUCUCUUAUUCUUUCAGUCGUAAUAUCAUUUUUCACUAAAUUAUUCAUUACAUUAUGUCUCUCUAUAAAUUUGUUUAUAGCGAGUGUAUUGCUAAGUUGUGUAUCGUAAUGUUUUAUGCGAGUUAAGUAGAUAAUUCAUAUUAUAUUCAUUAAACACAUCUCAAGCUCUAUUUACAUGUUUGUUUUGUCAUCGUAUGGCGUGACAAAUUUGCAUUGUAUCAAUUAAGCGUCACUUAAGCGUCAAUUAAGCGUAACUAGCAAGGUUGCCAGUUUUUAAAAUGAAAAUGAUAGAUUGGAACACAACUGAAGAAAAAAAGUUAUCCUACUUUGUAGUUUUUUUUAUCUUUAACUAUCAAUAUAAUUGAUACACAAAAAAUCGAAACAUUAUGUAUUAUAUAUUAAUAUUUUAUAUUAAUGUACACAUGCACA